Messenger RNA from Papaver somniferum (opium poppy), 564 nucleotides. Its product is annotated as MADS-box transcription factor 50-like. The record is from RefSeq and is a predicted model, not a curated record. Gene Ontology annotation, biological process: regulation of transcription by RNA polymerase II. NCBI's taxonomy places the organism in Eukaryota, Viridiplantae, Streptophyta, Magnoliopsida, Ranunculales, Papaveraceae. The transcript has 2 exons. Gene Ontology annotation, molecular function: DNA-binding transcription factor activity, RNA polymerase II-specific; RNA polymerase II cis-regulatory region sequence-specific DNA binding; protein dimerization activity. The coding region runs from base 1 to 564 and encodes 187 amino acids.
AUGGAUCGGAAGAGGAAGGAUGCAAUUAAGAAAAUAGAGAACGAGCAAGAGAGGCUAGCUGAAUUCGAGAGGCGUCGUAAGGAACUCCAGGAGGAAGCUUGUGCUAUCAGUAGUGAAACCGGUGCAGAAAUCGACUUAGUUGGUUUCACCCCAGAUGGCAGGACUUUCAAUUUUGGUAGUACAUCUGAUGGUAAAAUGUAUGAUCGAUUCAUCAGUGAAGAGAAAGUUAACGAGAUGAUUGCUGCAAAUCAGAAUCAGGAGAUGAUACCAAAUGAGGAAAGUGAGAGUGAAGAAGAGGAGAGUGAUGGGUUUUGGUGGAAUAACAUAGACAUCAAUAAACUGGAUACUGUAGAGGAGGUGGAGGCUCUGAAGAAGGCAUUGCUGGAAGUGAAAAAGAAAGUAAGCGAGAGGAAACAGAAACUAGUAUCAGGAGCUGCAGCAGUGAUAACUUUUGUUUGCACCCCUGAUGAAGCAUUUUCGGUUCUGGGUGGUGAUAUAAUAUUUGCUAUUGGGAGCCCUUUCAAGGAUGUGGAUCCAGGUACGAGUAUUUCAGAUGCUAUGUAA